Molecule: messenger RNA, 1857 nt
Organism: Penicillium longicatenatum
Lineage: Eukaryota; Fungi; Ascomycota; Eurotiomycetes; Eurotiales; Aspergillaceae
Gene: ptcG
Product: type 2C protein phosphatase PTC1
Exons: 2
Coding region: 1-1857 (618 amino acids)
Biological process (GO): protein dephosphorylation
Molecular function (GO): protein serine/threonine phosphatase activity; cation binding
Source: RefSeq, a predicted model, not a curated record
AUGCUUCUGGAUACUCAGCCAGUGCUUUUCUACUCGAGUGGACACACUACGUCAGAUCACCGAAUCCCCCAUCAUUCACCCUCCGAUCAUCUUCAAACCCGCCCAUUUCCCGCAUUCCUUGUGUCAUCCAAGGAUCCCUCCAAGCUGGCAGGAAACAAGCGUCGCAGCUUUUCUUCGCAGGGUGGGUUGCUGAACAGAAUGUUCAGUGGCGCCUCGAGCCCACCCAAAGACAAAACAGAACCGACCCCGAUCCCGGGGUCCUACAACGACGCGAGCCUCCAGCCGGAAAACGCUAGUCCUCGAGACAAGAGGUUCUCGCCGCCUAGCAACGGAUUUUUCACUCGCCGACAGAGCGACGAUCAGGCCCCCGCGGCUGACAAGGACAAGCGUCGUCGCAGUAGCACUGUCAACAAGGCUGCUAGCUUUUUCAGCAACGCCCGGAACUCUUUGAGUCUUAACGGGGGCAACUCAAACGUGAAGGAAUAUUCGGGCAUUAGUAGCAGUCCGCAAAGUUCAGACAGCCCGCUACAGAGGCUUGGGAAGAUGGAUCCAGCCUUGAGUGUUCCCCAAGGGUCGUACAAUAACUCCGCAGGUGAAUCAGGCCCUACCGCAAAAUCAUCCUUCCGAGUCGGCGUCACAGAAGACCGGAAUAGAAAAUGUCGUCGGACUAUGGAAGAUACGCAUGCAUACCUGUACAACUUCCUAGGCACCCCGGCCCCGAAUGCAUCGCCCGACUUAGAUGGCACCUCUCCCCCCCGUGACUCCCGCUCGGGAGAGCUGUCAAACGUGGUAGAAACAGACAAUGGCUACUUUGCUAUAUUCGACGGGCAUGCUGGUACCUUUGCGGCGGAGUGGUGUGGCAAGAAGCUGCAUUUGAUCCUUGAGGAGAUUAUGCGGAAAAGUCCUAACGCACCUGUCCCUGAGCUUCUCGAUCAAACCUUCACAAGUGUUGAUCAACAGCUGGAAAAACUACCAGUCAAGAACAGUGGGUGUACUGCAGUGACCGCUGUGCUUCGCUGGGAGGACCGCGUGCCGAGCUCACACUCGGCCACCGGUUCAGCCGCUCUUGCCCCGGCCGCUGCGUCUGCGAGUAAAAACGAUAGUUCGGAGGCUGCUGAAACGCCGACCCAAGACACGCCGAUGGGAGGAUCGGCCCUUCCCAAGUUACAAGAAAACGCCGUUCGCCAGCGGGUCUUGUACACGGCCAACGUGGGCGAUGCACGAAUCGUGUUGUGUCGCAACGGGAAAGCUCUUCGUUUAUCGUAUGACCACAAGGGAAGCGAUGAGAAUGAAGGCAAGCGCAUUGCCAAUGCCGGUGGUCUGAUCCUUAACAACCGUGUCAAUGGCGUGCUAGCGGUCACCCGAGCUCUGGGCGACGCUUAUCUCAAAGACUUGGUGACAGGGCACCCCUACACCACUGAGACUGUCAUCCAGCCCGAUGCGGAUGAAUUUAUCAUUCUUGCCUGCGAUGGACUAUGGGAUGUCUGCACCGACCAAGAGGCCGUCGAUCUUAUCAGAAAUACUCAAGACGCACAGCGUGCCUCGAAGCUCCUGGUCGAACACGCACUCGCACGUUUCAGUACCGACAACCUGUCCUGCAUGGUGAUCCGACUCGACUCCAACCGCGUAAAGGAUGUGGUGAACAAAAAAUCCGAGCAUAUUGGCGUGGAUGGCGACCCAGCCUCACGCGGCAUGAGUGAAGCCGACAAAAUUGUGGAGGAUGCACAGAAGAACAUUGCAAGCCAAGAAAGCAAUAACCAGGAGCUUGCAGAGCAGGCCGGUCUAGACAUUCCCCGGAAGUCAAGCCAAGACCAAAAACCCGGGUCUGAACCAAUACUUGAGGAGCUCACUGAUUAA